GCGGAGGAGGCGCUAGCGUAAUGUAAUGAGUUGAAGCUGGGUUGUUUUGAGGAGUAAAAAGUUGUUUAUUUCACUCUAGUGUUGGCUGACCCGUGGAGCCUUGUCAGUACUUGGAAUUAUACAAAGUUGGAAGAAAUGUAGGGACUUUUUGGCAGUUUUUGUCGUUGCCUCACGAUGGAGGAACCUGCGACAAGGCAAUUGGAGAUGUCCCUGUCAGACGGUACCUCGGACGACGACAUGCCCUUAAUGUUACCCUCAGAGGGCAGCCACAGUGGGAGCAUCCGUAAGGGAUGUGAUCCUUUUGCCCAGACUCAGCGCAGUAAACUGCAGCACCGGCGAGCUCGCAUCAACCAGCAGAUCAACAAAGAGAUGCGCAUGAGAGCAGGAGCAGAGAACCUGUUCAGGGCAACGACCAACAACAAGGUGAAGGAAACCGUUGCUCUGGAGCUCAGCUUCGUCAACUCCAACCUGCAGCUGCUGAAGGAGGAGCUGGAGGAGCUCAACAGCAACAUGGAGGUCUACCAGACAGACAGUGAUGCUAUCAACGUUCCCAUGAUCCCACUUGGAUUAAAAGAAACCAAAGAGGUGGACUUCACAGUUGCUAUCCAGGACUUUAUCUGUGAGCACUACGGAGAGGACAGCUCUCUCUACAGCAAGGAGAUCAAAGAGCUUAUGGAGCUCAGACAGGCCAUGCGUACACCCAGUCGUAACCAGGCUGGGCUGGAGCUCCUGAUGGAGUACUACAACCAACUGUACUACCUGGACCAGCGCUUCUUCCCUCUACACAGGAACCUGGGUGUACACUUCCAUUGGUACGAUUCUCUGACAGGCGUUCCGUCAUGUCAACGUACGUUGGCCUUUGAGAAAGGAAGUGUGCUGUUCAACAUCGGUGCUCUUUACACACAGAUCGGAGCACGACAGGACCGCUCUGCAGCAGCUGGCAUAGACCGAGCCAUAGAUGCCUUUCAGAGAGCUGCAGGUGCAUUUAAUUACCUUAAAGAGAAUUUCUCCAACGCUCCCAGUCUGGACAUGAGUGGUCCGUCGCUCUGCAUGCUGGUACGUCUGAUGGUUGCCCAGGUGCAGGAGUGUGUGUUUGAGCGUGUCACACUCACCACAAAGGACACACACUUCACUUCCCAACUCCGCCUGGCACAGGAAGCUGCACGGGUGUCAGAUGUCUACUUGUUAGUGCAGCAGACCAUGACGCAGCCUCUGAUGAAGGACUAUGUGCCGUUUUCUUGGGCGUCCAUGGUUCAGGUCAAAUCUGAACACUUCCGUGCCCUCUCACACUACUACGCAGCUGUCGCACUCUGCGAUCACACGUUAUCUGCUGAGGAGGACGAGGAUGAUGAGGAAGCAGAGAAGGCUUAUCUCCAGUUCUAUGUCAAUGUUCCUGCUGGGCCAACACUCAGCCAGGUUUUAGAAGACCCUGAAAAAAGAAGAAAGCUUGGUAAAGCUCACCUGCGGCGUGCAGUAAUCAGACAUGAGGAGGCCAUGCGUGUCCACAGUCUGUGUAAGAUCCUGAGGAAGAUGGACAUCCUGCAGGACGUGCUGUCUCUCACACACAAACGCUCCUUGGAUAAGUACUCGGAGCUGGACAGAGAGGAUGACUUUGAUGAAACUGCAGAGGCUCCAGAGAUACAGUCUCAAACCCAUCAGAAACCAGAAAUAACUCCAACCAACUUUGCUACAGUUCAAGUUACUGAUAUCUUCCAAAGACUGGGACCUCUGUCAGUGUUUUGUGCUCGGGCUCGCUGGGGUCCGAUGCGUGUGAUCUGCCUACAGAGGAGGGAGGGCGGACUAGGUCUUACACUCAGAGGAGACUCCCCCGUCCUGGUGGCUGGAGUGGUGCCUGGAGGCUGUGCAGCGGAGGCUGGACUAAGAGAAGGAGACUACAUAGUAGCAGUUGACGGACAGGAUUGUAAAUGGGCCAAACACAGCGAGGUGGUCCACAUGCUAAAGAGCUGUAGCGACAGAGGAGUGGAGCUCAGUGUGGUGACAUUACACUCACAUGAUACACAGCAGGUAGAGAGGAGGACCAUAAUGCUGUCACACAGCAGUGAUAAGGAAAAUACUCGGCAGCGUCUGCUGGGUGGAGCUAAGGGUCAGAGCUCCGCCUCCUUGUUGAACUGGAACAGGAAGAAGAAGAGGGAAGGAGGCGGGGUCACUAAGAGACUAGGAAGCACUUUCAGUUUGUCAUUCGGAAGCAUCCGAGACACUGAGGCCAUGUACUGAGACAUGACAGCAGAGGAACCACUCAGGGAAUCACAGCAGUGGAGCACAGGUUACGAUCAGGACCGCAUUCAGACUGACAGUAGUGCUGCACCAAGAAACAUCAGCAGGGGACGCUGCUGCUGCUGCUGCUGCUGCUGCAGCAGAGAGCUCUGACAAAAAGCACAAGGUUACUCCAGUAAAGUUGUUUCUGGCUUCUUCUUGCUUCAGCACAGUCCAGUGUAUCCGGCAGCUUUGCUGGCCAUUCAAAUAUGUGGAAGCACACAUACCAGGUAGAACACCUUCUGACAUGUAGCUUUUAGCUAAGAGCCUACUGCUGAUGCCAUAACUUUCAAGGGUUGAACAGUCCUGCCUCUGAGGAGUAUUUCGUACUCCUCUGUGCAGCUCUGCCUUGCAGCCUAAAAGUGUGUUGAGACAGAAUGCAAGGAAAAGUUUAGAUGCAGGAUGCUCUAAAGUCACUUUGAGACAGGACUGGGUUUAUAAAGCUUACAAACUGCCAUGCUGUUGCUCCUGCAUCGCUCUGUGCAAAAAAAAAAUACAAAAAUUGACUGACAAAAUGUGUGAUGCAGAUGCAGGGCUGGGCAAGAUAUCGAUAUUAUAUUGAUUUUGUGAUGUGAGACUAGAUAUCAUCUUAGAUUUUGGAUAUUGUAAUAUUGUAAGUCUUUUCAGAGUUCUAAAGGCUGCAUUACAGUCAAGUGAUGUCAUUUUCUGAACUUACCAGACUGCUCUAUAGCUGUUCUACUUUUUGCCUUUACCCACAGAGUCAUUAUCAGACCCAAACAGAAUCGACUAAAAGAACAUCUUAGUAGAUUUUAGUAGAAUCUUUGAAUCAGAAAUUUUAUUUGAUCAUGAAUACUUCAAGAAAAAAUGUAAACAUUUGUUGGAAAUAUCAAUCAACAAAAUGUGGGACACAUGGCCAUUAAAAUGAAAGGAGCGGAGAAAACAAAAAUGUAUUUGCCAGUCUAUUAAUCUAUUAAUAGUAAAUCUUAAAUUUGACAUAUUUUCUCACUACACCAAUAACUUAGAUUGUGAUGCUAACCGAAUACAACACACGAUUGUCAUACUCAUGCACAAGGAGGUGGAGGGGACAGUGACAACAUUCUGAGAUUUACAAGCAGCGUCUUUAUCCCUAAAAUCUGUGGAAAAUCUGCAGAGUUCUGUGAGCACAGAUUGUGUAUGGGCAUGGUCAUUGUAUUCACAUUAAUGAUGAUUAUUUAUCAAAAAUGUUGUGAAACACUAAUCGUCAACACUACAAUAUCGGCGCAAUAUAGAUAUCAGGGUAUUUGGUCAAAGAUAUCAAAAUAUUUGAUUGUCUCCAUGUCGUCCAGCCCUAUGCACACACAACUUUUGUUGUACAUCUUUCAGUGGUUGAACUUCACUGUGAGACAGGAAGCCACUGAGAGUCAAAGGAUUAUUUUGAAUAUUACUGAACUUGAUUUGUUUUUUUUUAAGCAAACAACUGACAGUUACGUUAAAAAUAAUCAUUCCAAUCAACCAGAGACUAGUGAAUAAAUAAAUUAACUAACAGGCUAACAGUAAGUCCAGGGCCAAGGGCUCACAAACAAACAACCCAACCUUGUAAGUCUUAACCAUGCUUACAGCUUGUGAAUGUUGAGAUCUAAUGGGACAACAAAGAAAAGGUUUCAGCUUUUGUUCUAACUCAGAUUCAGAUAAGCAAUAUUAGUACAGUGCUGUUGGAGAUUACUCUGAUAUGGAAUCGGGAUUAACAAAAAAUGAGAUGAGUCCACCUUUAUCGACUAAGUUUAAUGCUCACUGGAUGUCUUAUGACACAAACAAACCUAUUUGGAUUUAAUCUUUUUAAGACCGCACCCAAGCAACAUUAGAUAUACCCCCGUCCUAUGUCUUAGUGUUGAUGCUUUAGAGAAGCAGAUAUUUAAUCACUUUUGCUUCCUGUAUCGGCACAGUACGGCUAACAAACCUGGACUACUUCUGUCUAUAUAAUGUGUCCAGUGUGUGCUGCGGGUGACACAAUGCUAUGCGACACAGCUGGCAAUAUCUGCAGUGAAAUUAAGUAAGUCACUGAAAGCUCCUUUGCUUAACUUUAGACAAAGUAUAUGUAUUGUAACAUUAAUGUACUGAUGGAGAAAGAAUUGAGAGGGCAGUUAAGAAUUAGAAACAAGUACCAUGUUUCUUGUGUCUUACAUUAUCCUUAAGUGGUCUCUGAGAUGACAGAACACUGUAACAGUCAACUGUUUAACCACUAAAGUGCUCCACAUUUGGAUCAGCUCAUCCACUUUGCAUUACUAAUGAAUAUGACGAUGAUGUUCUUGCAGAAAUAUUUGUGUUUAGUUUUGUCAUUUUUAGAUAAUUAAAAGCACUUCAGAUGUUUUGAUCCAAUGUUUGGUAGUUUUGAUAUUUUUAAUGCACUGUGAACAUUGAAAAGGACAAAUCUCAUGUUAAUAAUGCAGUCCUGACUUGGUAUUUUAAUAAUGACCAUGAAACACACAAAUACUCUUGUGUGUAUUUGAAAUGUAGUGUCUUAUAUCUGUUGUGUCCUUACUGGUUUCUGAGAGUGGUCCAGCCACUGUGCUGUGUUCCAGUCAGCCAGUAUGAGGAACAAUAGAUAAGGAUGUUAGUGGGAAAAUGUUUUUAUUAUUAACAGUGUUUGAACUUUUUGUAAGAUUUUGAUAUAUCUAGAAAUGUGAGAAUUGUAGCACAUUACUCGUUGGUCCAGCUAAAAAUUGAUGCUGAGUUUUCUUUUGUUUUGCCAUGGCCUGUGUGUGUCUUUGUGUUCUUUCUGUACAAUGUUUGUGCCAUGGCGGUCCAUAGUGGUGAGUACAGAAAGCCAGAGGGGACAAACAAUUAUAUGUCAUUCUCUUUUAACAUGAUCACAACUGUCCUGUGAUGUGUUUUCCGUUGUCAUGAAAAAAGUUUAGCGAUCACAAAAAAGUGUUGACAGUUUACACCAACAUUACAAAUAGUAAGAUCUUUUUAAUCCUCAUAAUCAUGACAUAAAUAUCAGAUUUCAAGGAACCAAGUUUGACAUGUUAUGAUAACAAAGUAUCUUCUUGUUGAAGAAAAACUGGUACAAUCUUUCCUGCUCAGCUUUCUGCACUCUGUAUGUGUGAGUGAGUAAAUAUUUGUCAAAACUGUUGUGAAGGAAUAUUUUUUUCCUUCUGUUUGUGUCUUUGACUCAAUAUCUGACCAUCUCUUAUUGACUGCAUUUGGGGAUUUGCACACUAUUUUUUCAUGUAUAAAUACAAUAAAAAAGUGAAUAAUAAUAAAGACUGUGAGCUGUAUCUGUU
Messenger RNA from Epinephelus fuscoguttatus (brown-marbled grouper), 5498 nucleotides. RefSeq names its product rhophilin, Rho GTPase binding protein 1 (gene rhpn1). The transcript is spliced from 16 exons. Lineage: Eukaryota; Metazoa; Chordata; Actinopteri; Perciformes; Serranidae. Gene Ontology annotation, biological process: negative regulation of stress fiber assembly; signal transduction. The record is from RefSeq and is a predicted model, not a curated record. Bases 175 to 2235 code for a protein of 686 amino acids. Gene Ontology annotation, molecular function: protein binding.